Messenger RNA from Achroia grisella, 824 nucleotides. RefSeq lists its product as uncharacterized. The record is from RefSeq and is a predicted model, not a curated record. Bases 351 to 809 code for a protein of 152 amino acids. The transcript is spliced from 4 exons. NCBI's taxonomy places the organism in Eukaryota, Metazoa, Arthropoda, Insecta, Lepidoptera, Pyralidae.
UUAAGAUGAAUGGGACCAUUUAUUACAUUUUACACGUCCAAUCACUGGCGAUUCGAAAACGUCCCAAACAAUAGAUUUCCUUCUAAGACUCGACAUUUCGAUUGAAUAUAGUAAUGAUACGAAUUACGAAUUUCGCUCUCUCAUUUAAUUCGUUCAUUUACCGGUUGAGUUAACUCAAAUUUAGCUCAACUCGAGUUGACACAUCUCUAUGUCUGAUUAGCUGCUACCGAUAUAACUCUAUAUAAUCUGUAAUUAUGUUAUUAAACUUUUAAAUUACCAUACCUACCAUUACAAUGUAUUCUUUGAUCUACAUUUUUGCGAAUUCUACCCAUCCUAUUUAAUUAUUAAUCAUGUCAGCCAUGGGAUUCAGAAGUAAAGAAAGUGACCCAGAAUCUCCAUUACAAUUUUAUAUACGACUGUAUUGUAAAAGAAAAGAUGUGUUACAAACGACACAAAUGGGUGAUAAAAUUGUUCUGGAAGCAACAAAGUCUUGGACUACACUAAGUGAUGAAGAAAAAUUGCAAUUUGUAAAUAAAUAUAAUGAAUGCAGAAAGAAACAGAGGGAUAAAUUAGCAAAUUAUUUAAAACAAACACAACCCUAUCUAAAGAAAAAACAGAAAAGAAAUGAUAUUCCUGUUUUGUCAAAUUCUAUUGAAGAACUGCAAAACAACAUCCAACAGACACAUUUCGAGCCUGUGGCUCCAAACGUUAGAAUUUCAGACAUAGAUCACCAAGAUGAUUUAUCAAUUAAUAAUACACUUCAUGAAACUGAUAAUAUUGCUAGAGAAAUGUCAUCACAUUCUUUGUAAGUAUAAUUUUUAAUU